UUCAGCAUGGCGGUGUUUGCAGAUUUGGACCUGCGAGCCGGCUCCGAUCCGAAGGCGCUUCGCGGGCUCGUGGAAAACGCCGCUCACCUUGGCUAUUCAGUUGUUGCCAUCAAUCACGUUGUUGAAUUUAAGGAAAAGAAACAGGAAAUUGAAAAGCCAGUAGCCGUUUCAGAACUCUUUACAACUUUGCCAAUUGUACAGGGAAAAUCAAGACCGAUAAAAAUUUUAACUAGACUGACAAUUAUUGUUUCGGAUCCAUCUCACUGCAAUGUUUUGAGAGCAACUUCUUCGAGGGUCCGGCUGUAUGAUAUUGUUGCAGUUUUUCCAAAGACAGAAAAACUUUUUCAUGUUGCUUGUACACAUUUAGAUGUGGAUUUAGUCUGCAUAACUGUCACAGAGAAAUUACCAUUUUACUUCAAAAGACCCCCUAUUAAUGUGGCAAUUGACCGAGGCGUGGGCUUUGAACUUGUCUACAGCCCUGCUAUCAAAGACUCCACCAUGAGGAGGUACACAAUUUCCAAUGCCCUCAAUUUGAUGCAGGUCUGCAAAGGAAAGAAUGUAAUUAUAUCUAGUGCUGCAGAAAGGCCUUUAGAAAUAAGAGGUCCAUAUGAUGUGGCUAACUUAGGGUUGCUGUUUGGGCUCUCUGAAAGUGAUGCCAAGGCUGCGGUGUCCACCAACUGCCGAGCAGCGCUUCUCCAUGGAGAAACUAGGAAAACUGCUUUUGGAAUUAUUUCCACAGUGAAGAAACCUCGGCCAUCAGAAGGAAAUGAUGAUUCUCUUCCAGCUUGCAAAAAAGCCAAGUGUGAAGACUGAAAGGGUCUCCCAGUCUCUGUCAACACCCUUUGUCCGAGUCCAUCAGCCACAACAGAAAUCAAACCUCUGUG
This is a messenger RNA of Molossus molossus (Pallas's mastiff bat), 884 nucleotides long. It is a transcript of the gene RPP30, whose product is annotated as ribonuclease P/MRP subunit p30. Gene Ontology annotation, cellular component: nucleolar ribonuclease P complex. Gene Ontology annotation, biological process: tRNA processing. Gene Ontology annotation, molecular function: RNA binding. The record is from RefSeq and is a predicted model, not a curated record. The coding region runs from base 7 to 813 and encodes 268 amino acids. The transcript has 11 exons. Lineage: Eukaryota; Metazoa; Chordata; Mammalia; Chiroptera; Molossidae.